This is a messenger RNA of Closterium sp. NIES-65, 1971 nucleotides long. Lineage: Eukaryota; Viridiplantae; Streptophyta; Zygnematophyceae; Desmidiales; Closteriaceae. The record is from the annotation of a GenBank genome assembly.
AUGCCCAUCCAAACCCAUCCAAACCAGCUCGUUCUCCAGGUGGAUCUGGCAAACGCAUUCAACGCCAUUGAGCGAGCAGCUGCGUUCAAGGGGCGUCACACCUCUGGAGUGCCUGUUCCGCUUCACUCGGCUAUCCUACAGCCAACCGAGUGUUCUGGUCGUCAAUCACAGACUCGAAAAAGACCCGCUCUGGGUCGCCACACUGCUGCUAAGUUCGAGGCUUGGUGCUCGUGGCCGUUGGCGGCAGGCCGCCUACUUGCAAACUCCCCUCCUCCCUCCCCCACCCCUCAGUCCCCAGAAGUCUCCCAAGUCCUGCUGCUCACCCGGUGUGUCAGCAGAGAAGCUUCCUAUCUGCUAUGCCCCACACCCUGGGUUGCCUUUCGGUGGGGGACUGGUCCGCCAAUUGGGGAGCGUUUGCUCCAAACGGCGCUUGGCGCCUGCCACCUUCACGCCCUCAGAGGAACCAGGGCAGAGAAGGCCCACCCGAAUGGUCUCGCCACUCUGGAGGACAUGCUACCCUUCCCUUCAGCUGACCUCGCCAUUGCUCUUGCUUUCUUUCUCGCCAUCACUUCCCAACCCGCUCUCUUCUCCGCCACGGGUCCUGCUCCUUCAGGUGUGUCUCAGGUAGACCCACUCCCCUUGGUUGAGCCUGUCAAGGUUACUGGUGACUCUGGUGCUGCUCGGGGUGCUGCAUAUGGGGGUGCUGAGCCUGCGGUUGCGAAGCCUGAGCGUGCGGAGCCUAGAGGUGCUCAGCCUGCGAGUGCGGAGCCCGGGGUUGUUGAGCCUGGGCGUGUGGGGCUUGGGGGUGCUGAGCAUGCGGGGGUACUGCGUCUACACUAUAGGAGCCUCUCUCACCACAGCAACUGCGCAAGUGGUACACUCAGCGCACACACCUCCGGAGUGGCGCUGCUAGAGCUAGAGGCCCUGCAGCUGCUAGUUCUGGAGGUGCUAGAGGUACUACUCGUACUAGAGGUACUAGGGGUGCUGGAGCUACCAGUCCUAGAGGUCCUGCAGGUGCCUCGCCCCAGUGGUCUAGCCAGCGGGAGCCUCUCUCACCACAGCAGCUGCGCGAGUGGUACGCUUGGCGCACCCGCCUCCGGUGUCGCGCUGCUGGAGCUGGAGGCCCUGCCGCUGGAGGUGCUGGCGCUGGAGGCACUGGUGCUGCUGGUGCUGGAGGUGCUGGUGAUGCUGGCACUACUGGUCCCGGGGGUGCUCGUGCUGGAGGUGCUAGAGCUGCCGGAGCUCGUGGUGUUGUGGGCUCUAGAGCUGGAGGCACUGGAGCUGGAGGUACUGCAGGUGCUGGAGCUGCUGGUCCUGGAGUUGCUCGUACUGGAGGCGCUGGAGCUGCCGGAGCUGGUGGUGCUGCUGGUGCUGGAGGUGCUGGAGGCACUAGAGGUGCUGGAGCUGCUGGUUCUAGAGGUGCUCGUGCUGGGGGUUCUCGAGCUGCCGAAGCUAGUGGUGAUGUUGGUGCUGGAGGUGCUGGGGGUACUGGAGCUGCUGGAGCUGGUGGUGCUGCUGCUUCUGGAGGUGCUGGAGGUGCUAGAGCUGCUGGUCCCGGAGGUGCUCGUACUGGAGGUACUGGAGCUGUUGGAGCUGGUGGUGUUGCAGGUGCUGGAGCUGGAGACCCUGGAGCUGUUGGAGCUGGUGGUGUUGCAGGUGCUGGAUCUGGAGACCCUGGAGCUGGGGGUGCUGGCGCUUGGGAUGCUGGAGCUGUCAAUACUGGUGCUGGAGGCACAAUGCAUCGGCGACUGUUUUUCGUUCCGCCGUUGCCGUCAUCUCUGUCGCCACCUGGCUCGACACUUUCCUAGCGUCGUGAGCCUGCGUCUCAUCCUGCGUCGCCUGUUCGCGCUGUUCGCACUCGUAGGCGUCCUCCUCCUAUUCCUGGCACUCACACUAUGGCACUUCAUCCUUCCUCUAUUUCACUUUGAGUUCCCCUGCUGUCUCCUCCUGUGUCCUCUCUUCCUGACUUAG